Messenger RNA from Cololabis saira (Pacific saury), 2197 nucleotides. RefSeq names its product 5-beta-cholestane-3-alpha,7-alpha-diol 12-alpha-hydroxylase-like. Gene Ontology annotation, molecular function: heme binding; iron ion binding; sterol 12-alpha-hydroxylase activity. Bases 35 to 1570 code for a protein of 511 amino acids. The record is from RefSeq and is a predicted model, not a curated record. The transcript has a single exon. NCBI's taxonomy places the organism in Eukaryota, Metazoa, Chordata, Actinopteri, Beloniformes, Belonidae.
UCAGUUGAUACUGUGUCUGGCUCAGGAAUCAGUCAUGGGACUGCUGCUACCUGUCCUUCUUGGCUUUCUUGCUGCUCUACUCGGAGGACUGUACCUUCUUGGGGUUUUUCGACAACGGCGACCAGGAGAGCCCCCCUUAGAUAAAGGUCUCAUUCCAUGGCUGGGUCAUGUCUUAGAAUUUCGCAGGAACACAUUCAAGUUCUUGGAGAGGAUGAAUGAAAAACACGGUGAUGUUUUUACCAUUCAGAUUGCAGGAUUUUACAUCACAUUCCUUCAGGACCCCCUAUCAUUUGGGGCUUUUAUAAAGGAGAGUCGAGAAAAGCUUGACUUCAGCAAUUUUGCUGAACAGCUGGUCUACCGAGUGUUUGGUUAUAAAGCUGUUCCAAAUGACCACCAUAACCUUCAGAUCUCCAGUAACAAGCACUUGAAAGGAGAAGGCCUGGGAGUAAUGACACAGGCCAUGAUGAGUAAUUUGCAGAACUUGAUGCUGCACAGCAUCGGCUCAUCUGCAGAUCAAAGGACCUGGAAGGAAGAUGGAUUGUUCAUGUACAGCUACAAUAUUGUUUUUAGAGCGGGCUAUCUGGCCUUAUUUGGCAACGUUCCACACAGAUCAGAGGGAGGUGAGGAUAAAGCCAAAGAAAAAGACAGAGCUGAAUCUGAGGCUUUAUUCGACGAGUUCCGUAAAUAUGAUCAGCUCUUCCCCAACCUGGCAUAUGGGGUUCUCCUGCCAAAGCAAAAGCGAGAGGCUGACAGGUUGCAGGAAUACUUCUGGGAUUUUUUGUCAGUACACAAGAUGAAGACCAAAGACAACAUCGGUGGCUGGGUGUGGGACAUGAUGCAGGCCAGAGAGGAGAUGGGUAUGAAGGAGUCAAUGAUCAACAGGUACAUGUUUGUGCUUCUUUGGGCCUCUCAGGGCAACACAGGACCUUCUUCGUUUUGGACGCUCCUGUUUCUCUUGAAACACCCAGAAGCCAUGAAAGCAGUGAAGGAUGAGGUGGAUAAAGUUUUGAAAGAGUCUGGGCAGGAAGUCAAACCUGGUGGCCCUUUGAUCGACCUGACUCGUGAAAUGCUGAUGAAUACACCGGUCCUGGACAGCGCUGUAGAGGAAACCCUCCGACUCACAGCUGCACCCCUCCUCACCAGAGCAGUUCUCCAGGACAUGACCCUCAAGAUGGCAGAUGGCCGUGAAUACUUCCUCCGUAAGGGUGACAGAAUGGCCGUUUUUCCUUACAUUGCAGUUCAUAUCGACCCAGAGGUCCACCCUGACCCGCACUCUUACAAAUAUGACCGCUUUCUGAACCCAGAUGGAAGCAAGAAAACUGAUUUUUACAAAGCCGGGAAGAAGGUGAAGUACUACAACAUGCCCUGGGGAGCAGGAGUCUCCAUGUGCCCAGGGCGCUUCUUUGCCACCAAUGAGCUGAAGCAGUUCGUUUUCCUCAUGUUGGUCUAUUUUGAGUUUGAGCUGAAGAAUCCUGAUGAGAAGAUUCCUGAAAUUGACUUCAGGCGAUGGGGCUUUGGGUCCAUGCAGCCCCAGAAAGAUGUUGAGUUCAGAUACAGACUCCGAUAUUAAACUCGUCUGAUUUUGAUAAUCUCUUCAACUUUUUUUUGAUUAUCCUGUUGUUCCACUCAAGAAGUGCAUUAUGGAAGUAACCUAAAAAAAAACCUGAUAUUAUACAAUUUAUGUUUUUGAUAUUUUGAAGAGAGAAGAUCUGUUUGUUUCAAAAUGUAAAUGCACUAUUUUCAGAAUUUCAGACUCUGUAAAUAACUCCAUAUUUAGUCUUUUUGUAAAUCAUUUGUGAGAUGGAGAAGUUUCAUUCAACUUAAAAUAGGUUUAACUAUAUUUCAUGGCCAUACACAUGUUAACAGUGCUUGCUAUGAAUACCUGAAAAGUUAUGUUUUGUGGUUUAGUUUUCCCAUCAUGCUGUGCUCCAUGUCCACCUAUGCAAGUAUAGUUGCAAAUAUUUGCCUUUUAAUUUGGUUGUGUCAGACUUUAUAGUGGAAAGUGGAAAAAUGUGUUUUGGGCAGUUUUCAAUAACAUUAGUUCUCUUGAAGUGUUUUCAAAAGUGCUUAAAAGGGAAAGCAGAUGCACAGAAAGUGUCAUUCAGCUGCAGGAAACAGAAUUUUUCCUAUUCGCACUAAGCCUUGAUUGUUUUUGUCCACGGUGAUUUCAAUAAAUAUUUCAAUUGUUUAUAUUACA